This is a messenger RNA of Mesocestoides corti, 1509 nucleotides long. NCBI's taxonomy places the organism in Eukaryota, Metazoa, Platyhelminthes, Cestoda, Cyclophyllidea, Mesocestoididae. The record is from the annotation of a GenBank genome assembly.
AUGCCUGUCUAUAAAGUAAAUGUAAAGUGGAAUUCAAAGAAAUUCAAUGACCUGGAGAUAGACACAGAUGCCUCGCCUCAAGACUUCAAGGCACUCUUAUUUUCUCUAACUGGCGUUCCACCUGAUCGUCAAAAAGUGAUGAUGCCCGGCGGUCUCCUUGGCGACACCUCCUAUGAUAAAAUUCGGCUUAGAAAUGGAGCAACUGUGAUGCUUAUGGGCUCUGUUGAUGAGCCGCCCUCCACUACGUCGGUUGAGUCUGCGGAUCCCGUCGCGCAGGUUCGAAAAGACCGAAAAAAACCAUCUCUCCCUGUUGGUAUAGUAAAUUUGGGCAACACCUGCUAUAUGAACAGUGCGCUGCAGCUUCUCUUUACUAUUCCUGAGUUCAGAGCCUUUUUGAAAAUACUGCCUGCCGAGUCGUUAAGCUCAAUGAACAUGGAGUCGAGAAAUGUAGUCAAUACUCUCCGCCUGACUUUCGAGUUAUUAGAAAGGACGAAUGAACCUGUCGUACCCUUCGCCUUCCUCGACGCACUUCACGCGGCCUUUCCUCAGUUCGCGACCCUCGAAAGGGGUGACAGCAAUCCAAUUGGCGGAAUUUCCAGGUAUCAGCAGCAAGACGCCAACGAGUGCUGGAUUGAAAUCGUGCGCGUCUUGCAGCAGGUCACUCUCGAUUCCAGCACUCUUUCUUCUAGUCAGAACAUUCCAGAGAGUUUCGGCACCGAGGGCGGCUGGAAUCUCGUGAGUCGUUUUCUCACUGGCCGUCUGGUCUCCACUCUUACUUGUACUGAGGGUGAUGAACCGCCGCAGGAAUCUGUGGACACCUUCUCUCAACUUUCUUGCUUCAUCGACAAGGAUGUGAAGUACCUGCACACCGGGCUUCGGAACGGGCUGGAGGGAACUCUUACUAAGAAUUCUGAGUCGUUGGAGCGUGAGGCGGUGUACAAGAAGGUCUCUCAAAUAUCACGACUCCCUGGUUACCUUUGCGUGCAGUUUAUCCGUUUCUUCUACAAGGAAAAGAAUCAGAUUAAUGCUAAGGUUCUGAAGGAUGUUAAGUUUCCACUGAGCCUGGACCUCUACGAAUUCUGCGCAAAAGACCUUCAGGCCAAACUGCUGCCUCAGCGCGAAAAGGCUCGUGCGGAAGACGAAGCCGAAGCCAUGGCCGUCAAAGCCCGAAAAGUCGACGCUUCAAAGGAAGAGGAGCCUUCUAAUCCAGAGGACAAUCCGGAACUCUACGAUCCCUAUUGGCUGUCAGAUGACCUUGGCUCUAGCGCCACCGGGCUCUACGAAUUGCAGGGCGUUCUCUCUCACCAAGGUCGCAAGAGUGUGGGCCACUACGUGGCGUGGAUCAAGCGUCGAGGCAGCUGGUUUAAAAUGGACGACCAACAAGUAUCGGAGACGACUGACGAAGAGAUUUUGAAGCUCUCCGGUGGCGGCGAAUGGCACAGCGCCUACCUGCUCCUCUAUGGACCUCGACGGGUGAAGAAGACAAUCACGACUCCCAGGGACGCGUAA